UACUCAAUGAUGAGCUUUGAUUAAUUGGCACUGCAAUUAAUUUGGGGCAUGCAAAUUUAAGUAUACCAGCCAGCAGCAAGGCAGCCAUCUUUCAAGAACCAAAGGUUUCCGUGCAGACAUGAAUUAUUCAAGAGUUCAAAACUUCCGGAAGAACCAAAAGCAGCAUAUUUCUACUAAAGCAGCUGCUAUGCUGCAGAACCAGAUGAUUCGGAGGAGCUCAUCUUCUGAUCUGUCAGAAAUUUGCUCAAUUGGUUCUGGAAGCUCACUGGAGUCUCUGGCCUCCUUGGCCAGUGAUUCAGGCAACAGAUUUUCCUCUGGUACACCUCCAUCUGCUCUGAAGUCUUCUGAUCAUCCACCAAAAAUUCCAUUUCAGAAGCAGAAAGCUGCACUAGGAAAUAAGAAGAUGGGAAAACCAGGCUUCCUGAGUUUACUAGCUGACAAGGAGGUCCGACCAUUCCAGAACAAGCAUAUUAUUCUCAGCUACCGGCUUCAACAUUAUAAGAGACCGUCAGGUGUUUCCUUACCCAUCGAAACGAAAACAACUUCUGAGAAAAGUGGUGAUGAAAUCCCUGAAGCAUCAAAUCCUGAUGAUAAACCCUUGAAAAACCCUACAUCCAAAAAAGGUCAGGGCCCAAUCCAGUUUGGUACCAGACAAGGCUUAAAAUUUCGUCAUGAAUCCCCUUGUGUGUUUGCACUCAGAAGCUGGGAACAGUCAUCAGCACCGCCACAAAGUGUCUUUUCCGAUUAUGAUCUGUUUUCCAGACCAGAAUCUGCGCCUGGUUCUGAAAUAAAAGGCCAUGCUAUCAUAAACCCUGAGGGCAAUGCAUGUUUUCGCCCACUAACAUUUUGCACUGUUCAUAAAUCUGCAGGUGUGCUAAGGCUAAAAGACAUCCAGGAUUCAGAAUGCUAUAGUCGACUGGAAGUUAAAAUUCCAGUCCAUAAAGUAACUCACUGGUUUAAUGACUGCAUCCUUAAAUUUCCACCAAUUCAUACUACGUUGAUUGUUUUCAAGCCGCCGAGCAAAGACCGAAAGGCUAUGGAGGACUUUAGUUGUGUUCCUCCUCCUCCUCCUCCUCCUCCACCACCUCCACCACUGAAAGCUAAUCCAAAUGCGUCCUGGACCAAAAAUGCAAAACUUCAGGUGAACUUCUUAAGGUAUUGCAUGGAAUGCUGCAAAGUACUUGUGCCCAAGAGUAAUGUCUACUUGUACAGGGGCGAUGCAUGGUUUUGCAGCGAAGAAUGCCGCUACUCGAGCGCCAUAAAAGACUUGGAAUUAGAAGCAAUUCAGGAGCUGGCCCUGAUGCUUCAAAGGGCUAAUAAGAUUAAGCAGGCUAACAGGGCCAAAGCAGUAAAAGAAAGUGAAGUCGCUUCAGGCAAGGACAAGAACAAGGGCAAGGGGAAAGGCAUCUUUUUCAUCGGAUGAUUUACAUCCUUGAACAUGAAUAAAUAAGAUGGGCUAGCUAUUGCGUGAUGAUUUCCAUGGCUUGCAGGAACCAAUGUAAAAUUGUCAAUAGAGCCUGCUAUUUAGGGUCGUUGGAUAUUGUCCGUAUUGUAAUGGACUUCGUGUCUCUGAAUAUUAUUAAUUGAUGUAAUGCCAUCUAUUUCUCCUUGAAUCCAUCAUAUUAGUUUUCUAA
Coffea arabica (coffee) is the source of this 1634-nucleotide messenger RNA. RefSeq names its product FCS-Like Zinc finger 8-like. The record is from RefSeq and is a predicted model, not a curated record. NCBI's taxonomy places the organism in Eukaryota, Viridiplantae, Streptophyta, Magnoliopsida, Gentianales, Rubiaceae.